AUGGAUUUCAUCUCGGGCGGCAACGAGAGCAACGCCAGCGGUGCGAGAGCGGGCUGGGACGGAAACAGCACUGGCACAGACGCUGGGUCGGUGCCAGAUGUGAAGCUGAGUUACCAGAUUAUCACGUCUUUACUCCUGGCCGUACUCAUCCUCUGCUCCAUAUUUGGCAACGCGUGCGUAAUAGCGGCCAUCGCGCUGGAAAGGUCGCUCCAGAAUGUCGCCAACUACUUGAUCGGGUCGCUCGCAGUGACAGACCUCAUGGUGUCGGUGUUGGUGUUGCCCAUGGCCGCGCUCUACCAAGUUCUGAACAAGUGGACGCUGGGUCAGGAGAUCUGUGACUUGUUUAUCUCUUUGGAUGUACUCUGCUGCACUUCGUCUAUCCUCCAUCUGUGCGCAAUAGCCCUGGACAGAUACUGGGCCAUCACUGACCCCAUAGACUACGUGAAUAAGCGCACGCCGAGACGAGCUGCGCUUCUAAUCAGUGUCACCUGGCUCGUGGGCUUUUCGGUCUCCAUCCCCCCCAUGUUGGGAUGGAGGAGCGCGGAGGACAGAGCCGACCCAGACGCAUGCAGCAUCAGCCAAGACCCAGGUUACACCAUUUACUCCACGUUUGGCGCGUUUUACAUCCCGCUUAUUCUCAUGCUGGUCCUGUACGGGCGGAUAUUCAAAGCGGCCCGUUUCAGGAUCCGAAAGACUGUAAAGAAAGCUCCGAAAGUUACAGAAAAGUGCUCGUUCCCGUCGCCCGCUGUUUUCCACAAGAAAACCAACGGCAACUGGAGGCGAGAGGACGACUCCAAAAGCAGCUCUCCGUGCGUAAACGGAGCAGUGAAGCACCAAGACGAGGGAGAAUCGUUAGAGAUCAUAGAAGUUAUCAGCAACUCCAAAACGCACUUGCCUCUGCCUAACACGCCCCAGACCUCGUCGUAUGAGAACAUUAAUGAGAAAAACUCGGGUGCGAAGAGGAAGCUGGCGCUGGCAAGAGAGCGUAAGACUGUCAAAACCCUUGGGAUAAUCAUGGGGACUUUCAUCUUGUGCUGGCUGCCAUUUUUCAUUGUGGCCCUGGUGUUGCCUUUUUGCGCGGAGAGCUGCUACAUGCCUGACUGGUUAGGGGCCGUGAUAAACUGGCUGGGCUAUUCCAAUUCCCUCCUCAACCCAAUCAUAUAUGCCUACUUCAACAAGGACUUCCAAAGUGCUUUCAAGAAGAUUCUUAGAUGCAAGUUCCACAGACCUUAG
Molecule: messenger RNA, 1233 nt
Organism: Knipowitschia caucasica
Lineage: Eukaryota; Metazoa; Chordata; Actinopteri; Gobiiformes; Gobiidae
Source: the annotation of a GenBank genome assembly